AAUCGACCAUACUGCAGUUUUAUUGUGCUGUACCGUAUUCCUGUAAGAAUGUCUGGACACUCCACUAAUAAUCAUACGCAUAUCACGGGCCAUGCAGCACAAAGUCCUCAUCCAAAACACACCGACCUUCAGUAUACAACGCAUGUAAAGCACGGAGAAUCCCAGCAUUAUGAACAUAACGGUACUGUCCAUCAUCACAAGAUACGAUUCGGGCUAGGAAUUGCAAUUUUGUCAUGGAUGCAAAUCAUUGCCGGAAUGCUUAUCCUGAAUUUUGAAGCUAUCGGUUCUGUACUGUACCAGACCAGUGCAAAUUCCAACGAAACGCUGCACGGUACAGAAUACGCCGGGAUCUACGUUAGUAUUUUUUCCCAGAUUACUGGCAUCAAUGGAUUGCUUUCCAUAAGGAAAAAAUUUACCCACGGAUUCCGAACAUGUUUCCACGUCAUCCACAUCGUUUUAACCGUUUUCCUAGCUAUCCAAACCUUCGGCAUGGCUUGUGCGUCCGCCGCCAUGUUAGUAUUAUUCGUGGCCUCCUGGGACACUAUACUGGCCUUUGUCAACCGUGUCAGUCACUCGGCGCAAUUAAACCUGGAAGUCGGCACGACUACUUUAUCUCCAGAGGUCAUCACCACUUCGACUUUACCGCCGCUGGUUGCUGCGGAAUUAGCGGAAGACCGGCGUAUUCUGGUGGGUUUGCGGAGUGCACUGUUUGCCAUAUAUUUCGUGCUGUUUGUAUCGGCGGUCAUUGCGUCGUGCUUCGGAUGCUGUAACUACUGUAAAUGCGGGGGAAAUUAUCCAGAGACGGUGGUGCACCAAAGAACAGCGUCGGUUAUAUCGGUUUCGUCUGACAACCAUAAUUCCCUCAAGAUGUACCAUAAGGAAGCAAAGGAACAUCGAAUGACUGCAGAGAAACAUUCGCAUGACGUACACAAAAAGCAUAAAACCCAAGAUCGACACCAUCACCAUCAGGGCCACAAUCACAAUGACAAUGCCCGGAAACACUGAUCGGCAAAUGUGCCAUCCGGAUUAAAAUCACUACUGUAAUAAUGAAUAAGCAGUUUGCAGCAAUUAAUCUUGAUAGCCGUAAUACAGUUGUGCGAUGCGAUUGUGUUACGGAUAAAAGCUUUUUGCUGAAAUUCAGUGCUGAGCAAGAUAAUCUGUGUAAAGUAAUACUUUGUAUAACUAUAGUCUAAUAUAACUACAGACAGUUUCAGUC
Molecule: messenger RNA, 1216 nt
Organism: Paramacrobiotus metropolitanus
Lineage: Eukaryota; Metazoa; Tardigrada; Eutardigrada; Parachela; Macrobiotidae
Exons: 2
Coding region: 49-1005 (318 amino acids)
Source: RefSeq, a predicted model, not a curated record